AUGAGCGACGAAGUCUACGAGGGUGCCAUCGGCAUCGAUCUUGGCACCACCUACUCUUGCGUUGCCAACUACGAGGGCACCAAUGUCGAGAUCAUCGCCAACGAGCAGGGUAGCUUCACCACCCCCUCGUUCGUGUCCUUCACCAGCGAGGAGCGUCUCAUCGGUGAGGCGGCCAAGAACCAGGCUGCUAUGAACCCCGAGAACACCGUCUUCGAUGUCAAGCGUCUCAUUGGUCGCCGAUUCGAGGACGAGACCGUCACAAAGGACAUCAAGUCAUGGCCAUUCAAGGUCGUUGACCAGGGCGGCAGCCCUCUCGUCGAGGUUGAGUACCUCGGCGAGACCAAGCAGUUCUCUCCCCAGGAGAUCUCUGCCAUGGUUCUCGUCAAGAUGAAGGAGGUCGCUGAGACCAAGCUCGGAAAGAAGGUUGAGAAGGCCGUCAUCACCGUUCCCGCCUACUUCAACGACAACCAGCGUCAAGCCACCAAGGACGCCGGUGCCAUUGCUGGCCUCAACGUUCUCCGUAUCAUCAACGAGCCUACCGCCGCCGCUAUCGCUUACGGUCUCGGUUCCGGAAAGUCUGACAAGGAGAGGAACGUCCUCAUCUACGAUCUCGGUGGUGGUACUUUCGAUGUGUCUCUUCUCCACAUCCAGGGUGGUGUCUUCACCGUCAAGGCUACCGCUGGUGACACACAUUUGGGUGGACAGGACUUCGACACCAACCUCCUUGACCACUUCAAGAAGGAGUUCACAAAGAAGACCAAGAAGGACAUCAGCGGUGACGCCCGUGCCCUCCGUCGUCUCCGGACUGCUUGCGAGCGUGCCAAGCGUACCCUCUCCAACGCCACCCAGACCACUGUUGAGAUCGACUCGCUGUUCGACGGUGAGGACUUCAACGCCAACAUCACCCGUGCUCGUUUCGAGGACUUGAACCAGAAGGCCUUCGCUGGCACUCUGGACCCCGUUGCCCAGGUUCUCAAGGACGCCGCCAUCGCCAAGGACAAGGUUGACGAGAUCGUCCUUGUUGGUGGUUCCACCCGUAUCCCCAAGAUCCAGAAGCUCCUCAGCGACUACUUCAACGGAAAGAAGCUCGAGAAGAGCAUCAACCCCGAUGAGGCUGUUGCCUACGGUGCCGCCGUCCAGGCUGGUAUCCUCUCCGGAAAGGCCACCUCCGCCGAGACUGCCGACCUCCUCCUUCUCGAUGUCGUUCCCCUCUCCCUUGGUGUAGCCAUGGAGGGUAACAUCUUCGCCCCCGUCGUUCCCCGCGGUCAGACCGUCCCUACCAUCAAGAAGAGGACCUUCACCACCGUUGCAGAGCGUGUCAACUGCGAGGACAACACCUCUCUCGGAGAGUUCACCUUGGCCCCAAUCCCGCCUAUGCGCGCUGGUGAGGCCGUCCUUGAGGUUGUCUUCGAGGUCGACGUCAACGGUAUCCUGAAGGUCACCGCCACCGAGAAGACCUCUGGCCGCAGCGCCAACAUCACCAUCUCCAACGCUGUCGGAAAGCUCUCGUCUGCCGACAUCGAGAACAUGAUCAACGACGCCCAGAAGUUCAAGUCCUCCGACGAGGCCUUCAGCAAGAAGUUCGAGUCAAGGCAACAGCUUGAGUCCUACAUCUCCCGCGUUGAGGAGAUGAUCUCCGACCCCACCACAUCCAUCCGCCUCAAGCGCGGCCAGAAGGAGAAGAUCGAGUCUGCUCUCUCUGACGCCAUGGCUCAGCUCGAGGUUGAGGACGCCCCCGCUGAUGACCUGAAGAAGAAGGAGCUUGCGCUCAAGCGCACUGUCACCAAGGCCUUCUCCACCCGAUAA
Molecule: messenger RNA, 1806 nt
Organism: Alternaria hordeiaustralica
Lineage: Eukaryota; Fungi; Ascomycota; Dothideomycetes; Pleosporales; Pleosporaceae
Gene: SSB1
Product: Heat shock protein ssb1
Exons: 9
Coding region: 1-1806 (601 amino acids)
Biological process (GO): vesicle-mediated transport; cellular response to unfolded protein; protein refolding
Cellular component (GO): cytoplasm; plasma membrane; cytosol
Molecular function (GO): ATP hydrolysis activity; ATP binding; ATP-dependent protein folding chaperone
Source: RefSeq, a predicted model, not a curated record